AACACUUCUCAUCACAAACAGCCAUAAAAGAGGGAGAAUGGCGAUAAAACAGCGAGCCUCGUCCUUCUGCCUGUGAACGUGUCCAACAAUUGUCUCCUCUGUGUCGGAAAUCAGCUGUUCAGCGGAAAGAAGCCUCUUACCUGACAAGCAAGUUGACUGCACAACUUUUAGCCACUUAGCCCGUAGUUCAGAGGGAGCUUUAGCUGCGGCUAGCGAGAGAAGCAUAUGCUGACCUACAAGCUAGCUAGCGACGUGUGAAUAAAACCCACCAUGCUGCCUGACAAAGACGGUGUUGAUGUGGGAGGCGGACAGAGGUCUCCUGAGGGAGAGGACCCUUCUGUGAGUCUGUUCAGAGAGUACCUCCGCCUCAAAACUGUGCACCCAGAGCCCGACUAUGGUGCUGCUCUUAAGUUCCUUGACAGGAUUGCAGAGGAACUUGGACUACCCAUAAAAAAGAUUGAGGUUUUUCCAGGCAGAGUCGUGUCCAUCAUGACAUGGGAAGGGACAGACCCCAGCCUGAAAUCUAUCUUACUGAAUUCCCACACAGAUGUCGUGCCUGUUUUCCAGGAACAUUGGAAAUACGAUGCUUUCAGUGCUUUCAAAGAUGCAGAGGGCAACAUUUAUGCCCGGGGAUCACAGGACAUGAAAUGUGUAACUAUACAGUACAUCCAAGCAGUCAGAAGACUGAAAGCGGAGGGACGGAAGCUGCUGCGCACUGUGCACUUAAUGUUUGUUCCUGAUGAAGAAGUUGGGGGUCACAAGGGAAUGGAAACAUUUGUGAAUCAUCCUGAGUUCCAAAAAUUAAACAUUGGCUUUGCACUGGAUGAAGGUCUGGCCAACCCUGGUGAGGCCUUCACUGUUUUCUACGGUGAAAGAAACCCCUGGUGGAUCACAGUCCGCUGCCCGGGUAGUCCAGGUCAUGGCUCCAGAUUUGUGGAGAACACAGCUGCUGAGAAGUUGCGCCAUGUCAUCAACUCCUUCCUGGACUUCAGAGAGAAGGAAAAGCAUAGGCUAAAUACCAGUGAGUGCUUCACACUCGGAGAUGUCACCACAGUGAAUAUGACCAUGGUCAAAGGAGGCGUGGCCUACAACGUCAUCCCUGCUGAAAUGGAUGUCAGCUUUGACCUGAGAAUACCACCUACAGUAAAUCUAAAGGAGUUUGAAGGACAGAUCAAAGAGUGGUGCAGAGAAGCUGGAGAAGAUGUCACGUACAAAUUUGCUCAGAAACACAUGAACCAGGCCGUGACCUCGACAGAGGAAAACGAUCCAUGGUGGAGCGCCUUCAGCACCACCUGCAAGUCAAUGAAUUUGACUCUGGAAAAGGAGAUAUUUCCAGCUGCAACUGACAGUCGUUUUAUCCGAGCUGUUGGUAUCCCAGCUAUCGGCUUCUCUCCGAUGAACCGGACGCCAAUCCUGCUGCACGAUCACAACGAGUUUCUGAAUGAGCAAGUCUUCCUGAAAGGCAUCAGCGUGUUCGAGAGGCUCAUCGCAGCUCUUGCCAGCGUUCCUGCCUGUCCCAAUGAGGCUUAGACAAGUCCUCGUUUUUAAUCCCUGUACAACAUAUUGUUCUGAUAAUGUGAUUAUUUAACUUGAAAUAUUUGCAGAGAUUACCAAAGAAUAAUGUAAUGUAUAUCUUAAGCCAACACUGAGCACUUAGCCUUUGAUAGUUCAGAUUUUUUUUCAUGAUUCUCAGGAUACCGUUUGAUUUCAAUACUCAGUAAACAGUUUGUUUUUAACAUUACACUUGCAGUAUGUCAGUAAUGUUGGGGCAUGUAUGCAGUCUUACAAAAAUAUCAUCUAUUGUGAGCACAGUAUUUUUUAUUAUUACUGAAAAAUCAAACACUAAAAUGUAAAGAUGACUUUGAUUGAUAACUAGUCAAUCAACUUUAACUUGAUUUUUUUAGAUUAACCUUGAUUUUUAGCGACAAUUUCACAUAUGAAGUUCUAUUUAAUAAACUUGAAUUGAAUAAAAGUA
Molecule: messenger RNA, 1975 nt
Organism: Notolabrus celidotus (New Zealand spotty)
Lineage: Eukaryota; Metazoa; Chordata; Actinopteri; Labriformes; Labridae
Product: aminoacylase-1A-like
Exons: 17
Coding region: 271-1530 (419 amino acids)
Biological process (GO): amino acid metabolic process
Cellular component (GO): cytoplasm
Molecular function (GO): aminoacylase activity
Source: RefSeq, a predicted model, not a curated record